Cucumis melo (muskmelon) is the source of this 3801-nucleotide messenger RNA. RefSeq names its product negative regulator of systemic acquired resistance SNI1. Gene Ontology annotation, biological process: negative regulation of systemic acquired resistance; DNA damage response; negative regulation of DNA-templated transcription. Gene Ontology annotation, cellular component: Smc5-Smc6 complex; nucleus. The transcript has 15 exons. Gene Ontology annotation, molecular function: transcription cis-regulatory region binding. The record is from RefSeq and is a predicted model, not a curated record. The coding region runs from base 297 to 1652 and encodes 451 amino acids. NCBI's taxonomy places the organism in Eukaryota, Viridiplantae, Streptophyta, Magnoliopsida, Cucurbitales, Cucurbitaceae.
GGUAACUUAAUUUACUAUUGUCGAACUUCCCCGUCGUCUUUAUGAGUUUGCAUUUGCACACCCACCAUUCGUUUCUCGAUUCUCCACUUCGAAAAUUGGCGGGAAAUCAAGCAAACACACUCUACUCUCUCCUCUUCUUUGAAUUCGCUUUUGACAUUCGCUAUCUUUCUUUGUAGAAGUUCCACCGGAGGUACGCAAAAAAGCAAUGGAAAACCCUAGCAGCGGUGUUCGAGGGGCGAUGGAGGAGAACACCUUGGCUAUUCUCGACACUUCCGAAGCCACUAAACACACUCGAGAUGCCGAUGAUGACAGAAUUGCUUUUCUCGAAGCUGUGCGUGCGGCUUCACUUUUGCCAGAAAAUAAAUCGCCACCGACAUUGUAAACCUCUUCUUUCUAUUUCUAGUCAUACAAGCAAAAUGUGUGAAGCAAUUUUCAAAAUCUUGAGGUUCGGGAAGUCCCUCGAACUGAUUUCAACAAGUUACCAGCUUUUGAAUGAGUUAGACAGGCAAUUCCCUAGGGUGUAUAUGAUGAAUACCAAUGGAUCCAGCAUGCCUCAUGAAUUAGUCGUGGUUCAGGAGGCUUGGACUCCAUUUGUGCUAGGCACUGACAUUUCAGAUAGUGAGAGGGCAGCGGCUAAUGAUCUCACUAGCGGACUACUUGAUUCCCAGGGCUUUCAUCAACUUCUGCAAGGCCUAGCAGAAGUCUCUGAUGUUGAAAAUUUCCAAGCGUUGGAUACCAAGGUCCUAAGUAACAUGUUAUUGUUUCAUUAUCUUGUCAAUGCCCUUGAAGGAGAUUUUGUGCCUCGAAAUCAGAUGUACAAAGAAACCAUGAACUGGGUCCUUGUACGGGAAUCUUUGCUUAACAUGAUUCUGUGUUCAAGGAAAAUGAACUACAAAGGAUUAAUGAAGGAUUGUGUGACCACCCUGUGUGGAUUCGGUCAAUUUCUUGCUGAAUAUGACAAUGCUGUCCAAUCUUCUGAGACUUCUAUGGCGAAACAACCUAAAGCUAUUGAUACUGCUUUGGCCACUGCGUUCCUUCAUUUCGGAAGGCUAACAUGUGCUGCCAUGCUGAAGCUUAUGGUAAUGGUAUUGGAGGUUGAUUUAUCGAAAAAGAAUGCGGAUAUGCAAGGUCAUAUUACAAGGGCUGAUGGUGUGAGAACCCCACUCGCAGAGAUUAUUCAGGACGAAUUGGCUUAUGAUAAAAACAUUCUUGCGCCAUUUCUUCAGGUCUUCAAGGACUCAAAGUGGAAACUGGAAAUUAUCGUGCAAUUUUUCUGGAAAUACAUGUCCAAGCCUUCUGUUCGUACUAGGAGGUCUAAUGGUCCUGCAGAAGAUGCAACAUUCUCUGGAGUAUUGAAGUGUAUUUCGAACAGCUCUAGUACCAAAAGUAUUACUAAGAAGAUUGGUGCACAUGCAAUUCAUCUUUUGUUAGCACAUGGUUUUCAGGCUUUCCUGUUGCUCUCUACUAAACAAACGGUUGAAGACAUCCCAGUUUCCAAAGAACAAAUGGCGGGUGGUUCAGUCGUGGAAACUUGCAAGAAUUUGAUAUUAGUUUUUAAUUGCCUCAGGACGUUGGACAAGCAGUUGGAAAUUUCAUCAUGCGCAAAAGAGGCCAUUUUUGUAGCUGCAAAUAUCGUGUCCAAAAAGUUAUAGAGCUUGAAUGAACUUACUUCUUGAGAAGAUUAAUAGGAGAUAUGAAGGGUCACCUACAGUAGCAGGAACCAUCCUCUUGUCAAAGUUAAUAGUAGACGAACAAAAAGGCAGUAUUGAGAUAUUUCACAUUAUGAAGAUAUGCCAUGCACAGGUAAGAAAACCUAUUUCAUAGUUAAUCUUAACCUAGUUGAGUAGAUCAUACAACACUAAUCCAGCAUCUUCCAGCCACUUGAUUAGAAUAUUCAGUAUUCAUCGUACUACUUAUUCCAACUUAAGCAUUCUAGAGGACAAAUAGUUUGUUAAUUCAAAACCAUUUGUGUCAUGUUCAUAAGGAGUUUAUUUUACACGAGCCUACCACCCUCCAAAACAACGAUGUACUUUAUUUGCAUCUUGUAAAUUAGAUCAUGGUUAUUGAUCUUGAUUUUGCUGACAUUUAUUCAGUUUAAACCUGAGGAUUAGAAUUGAAGAGGUUAAAACUAACAAUGGGAGCUGAACAAUUUUUUUAAGUCCUCGAAAGAAUUCUUAGCAAAGCCUUGAGAGCUUGCUCUGGUCUUAGAGAUGAAAAGGUAUGAGAAAGAAAAUUAGAUACUGUCAAUUGUCAGAGGAGCAAGUUUGCAUACAACCCCCCGGCCAAGCUCAAGAGGACAUAAACAUCUCCACCUUGAUGUAAAGAAUCUGUCAGCUCAUCAAGCAACUCCAUCUUGUUAGCCCACGAAGAAUCCCAGCCAAAUCUCAAAUUGUAGAAAUCAAUAGAAACCCAUUACGAGUCUUCUGAAGCCUCAACUGUAUUCCUGAAAUGAAAGAGAAAAUCACUGUCAAAUUACCAUUUUCCUGAACAUCCUGCAGCAGGAAGGAGAGCUCGUAUAUUGGUAGAUUUCCUUACUUAGACGGUUGGGAGUCAAUCUGCAUUGUGACUGGGCCAUCAUUCACCAAAUUGACCUUCUCAAACAUCAGUGCCCAAAAUAUCAAAACUGUAUACUCUAGUAAAUAUCAGAGAGUUACUCGCAAUCCAAAACUGAGCAUAGCGAGAUUACCUUCAUCAUUGCUCCAAACACUCCAUCUGCCCACAGGAAAAGGGAACAAAGACAAGAUUCAGUAAACUCUUUAUACUACUGGACCACUGGUUGAACCCGUUCCUAUUUAGUAUAUAGACUGAAUUUCAUACUAGGGAAGAUAGGAUACCUUUUAUCGCAUCUGGGUUGUAGGAUUUACCGAACCUCUCGACCACAGAAGCGUAGAAAGGUUUAGCCCUUUGGGGAGGCAUUGCCACAUGAAAGUCCGGCUUGUUCCCCUUCAACAUUCCAUACAGUGUAAACUGGCUGACUGGUUGCAAUCCACCAAGUAUAAGUUAAUAAGUGGAUUAACUCCGAUUCACAUUCUAGGUACAAAGUUCGAAGCAAACCCCAAACCUCUUUUCACUUACCUAAUAGAACCUCGUAGUUUUUCUGCAUCACCUGAAAGAAAUAUCAAGGAAAAUAGUAAAGCAAAUCCUGAAGCUUUUGGUUUUUCGGAAUAAGGAAGCAAGGAGUGUUUGUAUAAUUAAAUUACGUUUAAGUCCCAAGCUUUGCCGGUACUCUCAUUUGGGAACAACCUCAUAUUUAGGACCUUACGGCAUCUGAAAUUCAAUUUGAAAAGAAGAAGUUCUAAUGGAGGAUGGAAUCAGUAAAGAAAAGAGAGUGGGUGUGAGAGAUGGGUAGAGUAGAUUACAUGUACUCAGCGUCGGCAUCGGAGUCGGAUUCGUGAAGGCCGACGAGCACGAGGAGGCCCGGGCCGAUCUCUGAAACGGUGCGGCCAUCGACCUGUGAAAUGCAGUAUCUCACACCGGCGAUAUAGAAAAGCAUUAAGAGAGGAAAAGAGAGAGAGAGGAGACCUGGACGCUUGCAGAGGCGACUCGCUGAACAACAGCUCUCAUGGAUCUAAUGGGGUGUAGUUUUCUGUUGUUGCUGAAUCUGAAUAGUGUGGUUCGCUUGGUACUUACGCUGGCUGCGAACAAUGGCAGGUUUGCUACGCUAUUCAUUCUUUUUUGGGGAUUGGGAUUUUGUAAAAUUGUAGCCUGUAGGAAGCACGUUGACGAAAAUGAAAAAAUGUGAAAAUAUUUAACAUAUUAUUAUAUUUUGUUUUACCAAAAGUUUAUAACCAUCAUCUACAA